GCGAGGGAAGCCGCGCUCUAGGACCCGAGGAGGAAGAGCUGCAGGGAGACGGUGCCUCCAGCGGGUGCUGCCGCGAGCGGCCGGCCGAGGGGGCUGGAAAUGAAAGUAAAGCGCUCCGGAGCCACAUGGACCGAGCUGCCGGGGCGGCGGCGCCGGGAGCAGGAUGCGGCCGCCCGUAAUUAAAUAGCAUUUACUCUUAUUAUUACUAAUAAUAAUAACGUAAUCAUACCUCUAGUCAUAGCAUACCAUUUAUCGGGCUCGGCGCAGGCCCGCGGGGAGCGCAGCCCGGCCGAGGUCAGGAAGCUAGAAGGCCGGGAUUAAGGUGCUGGCAGAUUCAGUUUCUGAUGGGAACUCUCUUCCUGGCUUGCAGAUGGCUGCCUUCUCGUUGUGGCCUCAUCUGACCUUUCCUCCCUGUGUGGGCAGGGAGAGAGGGAGAGCUCUCUGGCGUCUCUUCUAAUAAAAACACUAACCCUGGGAUGCCUGGGUGGUUCAGUCAGAGACUGAUGGAGAGGCAGAGACGGAAGGCGGACAUCGAGAAGGGGCUGCAGUUCAUUCAGUCGACACUACCCCUAAAGCAAGAAGAAUAUGAGGCCUUUCUGCUCAAGCUGGUGCAGAACCUGUUUGCUGAGGGCAAUGACCUGUUCCGGGAGAAGGACUAUAAGCAGGCCCUGGUGCAGUACAUGGAGGGGCUGAACGUGGCCGACUAUGCUGCCUCCGACCAGGUGGCCCUACCCCAGGAGCUGCUGUGCAAACUGCAUGUCAACCGGGCCGCCUGCUACUUCACCAUGGGCCUGUAUGAGAAGGCGCUGGAGGACAGCGAGAAAGCGCUGGGCCUGGAUGGCGAGAACAUCCGGGCACUGUUCCGCAAGGCCCGUGCCCUCAGCGAGCUGGGGCGCCACAAGGAGGCCUACGAGUGCAGCAGCCGGUGCUCCCUUGCCCGGCCCCACGAUGAAAGCGUAACUCAGCUUGGUCAGGAGCUGGCUCAGAAGCUUGGGCUUCGGGUUCGGAAAGCAUAUAAGAGGCCCCAGGAAUUGGAAACAUUUUCUCUGCUCAGUAAUGGCACUGCGGCUGGCGUGGCAGAUCAGGGAACUUCCAAUGGAUUGGGAUCCAUAGAUGACAUCGAAACAGACUGCUACGUGGACCUGCGAGGCUCCCCAGCCCCGCUACCCUCUCCUCCCACGAUGCCCCUGUUCCCUCAUGUUCUGGACCUGCUGGCCCCCCUGGACAGCAGCAACAGGGCCCUCCCUGGCACUGAGAGCCUGGACGACUUCUCUGACGGGGAUGUCUUUGGGCCGGAGCUGGACACCCUACUGGACUCACUGUCUCUGGUCCAGGGUGGCCUGCCUGGCAGCGGUGUGCCCAGCGAGUUGCCCCAGCUGAUCCCAGUGUUCCCUGGUGGGACCCCAUUACUACCACCUGUAGUGGGUGGCUCCAUCCCCGUCUCCAGCCCACUGCCCCCGGCCUCCUUUGGUCUCGUCAUGGACCCCUCCAAGAAGCUGGCCGCCUCUGUGCUGGAUGCCCUCGACCCCCCAGGCUCGGCACUGGACUCCCUCGACUUGCUGCCAUACUCGGAUACGCGGUUGGAUGCCCUCGACAGCUUUGGGUCGACCCGUGGUGCCCUGGACAAGCCCAGCUCCUUUGUGGGGCAGGUGACCCCUGUGUCUUCUUGCCCAGAGGAAACCAACUCACAGGACCAUCGUCCCCCAAGUGGUACUCAGAAACCAGCCCCCUCGCCAGAGCCCUCCAUGCCCAACACCGCCUUGCUCAUCAAGAACCCCUUGGCUGCCACCCAUGAGUUCAAGCAGGCCUGCCAGCUCUGCUACCCCAAAACAGGGCCCAGGGCGGGCGAUUACACCUACCGUGAGGGCCUCGAGCACAAGUGCAAGAGGGACAUCCUGCUCGGCCGGCUCCGGAGCUCUGAGGACCAGACCUGGAAGCGGAUCCGGCCCCGGCCCACCAAGACCAGCUUUGUGGGCUCCUACUACCUGUGCAAAGACAUGAUUAACAAGCAGGACUGUAAGUACGGGGAUAACUGCACCUUCGCCUACCAUCAGGAGGAGAUCGACGUGUGGACAGAGGAGCGGAAAGGCACCCUCAACCGCGACCUGCUCUUUGACCCGCUGGGGGGCGUCAAGCGUGGCAGCCUCACCAUCGCCAAGCUCCUUAAGGAGCACCAGGGCAUCUUCACUUUCCUCUGUGAGAUCUGCUUUGACAGUAAGCCCCGGAUCAUCAGCAAAGGCACCAAGGACUCCCCGUCUGUCUGCUCCAACCUGGCUGCCAAGCACAGCUUUUACAACAACAAGUGCCUGGUGCACAUCGUCCGCUCCACCUCCCUCAAGUACUCCAAGAUCCGCCAGUUCCAGGAGCAUUUCCAGUUCGACGUGUGCCGCCACGAGGUGCGUUACGGCUGCCUACGGGAAGACAGCUGCCACUUCGCCCACAGCUUUAUCGAGCUCAAAGUCUGGCUGCUGCAGCAGUACUCAGGCAUGACCCACGAAGACAUCGUCCAGGAAUCCAAGAAGUACUGGCAGCAGAUGGAGGCCCAUGCAGGGAAGGCCAGCAGCGGCUUGCAGGGCGCCCCUCGGACACAUGGGCCCAGCACCUUCGACCUGCAGAUGAAAUUUGUGUGUGGCCAGUGCUGGAGGAACGGGCAGGUGGUAGAGCCUGACAAAGACCUCAAGUACUGCAGCGCCAAGGCCCGGCACUGCUGGACCAAGGAGCGGCGGGUCCUUCUGGUGAUGUCAAAGGCCAAGAGGAAAUGGGUGUCUGUGAGGCCCCUGCCUUCCAUUCGCAACUUCCCACAGCAAUACGAUCUCUGCAUCCAUGCGCAGAACGGCCGAAAGUGCCAGUACGUGGGGAACUGCUCCUUCGCACACAGCCCGGAGGAGAGGGACAUGUGGACGUUCAUGAAGGAGAACAAGAUCCUGGACAUGCAGCAGACCUAUGACAUGUGGCUGAAGAAACACAACCCGGGGAAGCCAGGGGAAGGGACCCCAAUCAGUUCUCGGGAAGGGGAGAAGCAGAUCCAGAUGCCCACGGACUACGCCGACAUCAUGAUGGGCUACCACUGCUGGCUCUGCGGUAAAAACAGCAACAGCAAGAAGCAGUGGCAGCAACACAUCCAGUCCGAGAAGCACAAGGAGAAGGUCUUCACGUCCGACAGCGACGCCAGCGGCUGGGCCUACCGCUUCCCCAUGGGCGAGUUCCGGCUCUGCGACAGGCUCCAGAAGGGCAAGGCCUGCCCAGAUGGGGACAAGUGCCGCUGCGCUCACGGGCAGGAGGAGCUCACCGAGUGGCUGGACCGGCGCGAGGUGCUGAAGCAGAAGCUGGCCAAGGCCCGCAAGGAUAUGCUUCUCUGCCCGCGGGACGACGACUUUGGCAAAUACAACUUCCUGCUGCAAGAGGAUGGGAACACCACCGGUGCCGCCCCGGAAGCCCCUGUGGCCGCCGCUGUCACCGGGGAGUAGGGCCAGCUCUGGGCCUCGGGUGAAGUCCUAGGGUCGGGGCGGGGGUGGGGACAGAGGGCCUGAUAGGAGGGCCAGGGCAGGCCAGGGCUGGGGGUGGGGGGCCGCCCUCCUCAGGCAGCCCCCGGCCCCCUGGGGCCCCAUCCAUCCUCUCUGCGCCCACCACCUGUGUGCAUACCCAGGUGCACGUGCUGCAGCCCUGAGUGGUCCCAGGGUCCUCAUCCUGCUGGAACCCCGGGCAGCUAUCCCCCACCCCACCCCACCCCUGGCUCUCCUGGUUGGGGACGGAGGGGCCUGGCCGAACCCGUCCAGCUUCAGCCUACAGCUUUAACUUCUGUCUGGUCCUAAAGGGGGCCCAAAGCUCAGGGCUGGGGAGCCUGGGGUCCCCACUUGAAUCUGCAGCGGGAGGGUCCUUCUCCCUGCCCCACCCUCACCCCACACCCACCUCCCCCAGGGGGCAGAUCAGGACAUAACAGAGGGCUGGAGGCCCCAAUUAGCUUUAAAACACAGCCCCAGGAUGGAGCUGGGAACACACUCCUGGUCGCUUGCCCUCUGGGGCCUCAGUUUCCCCUCCGGUUGGAAGAGUGGGAGGGGCUGGGCUAGAUGAUCUCUGGAGCCUCUCCAGUCAGGCCCCCAGCCUAGCCCUCUUCCUUGUGGGCCACCGAAUGUAGACUGUAGGUGCUCAGAGUCCUUGGAGAUGACUCAGCCUAAACGCCCUUAUUGCAGACAGGGAGACUGAGGCCUGGAAGGGACGGGUGAUCUGCCAGGGUCUCCAGCCCAAGCCACAAGGUAGAGCCAGGAGGCAAACUAGUCAAAAGGCUAAGGGCCAGUUGUCUGCUGGAGCCUCCGGGCUCUUGGCAGGAAUAGGACAGUCUCUGAAUCAGUGUGGCAUCGGGGUCCCAGGCGGUGCCCCCUGUGGGCUGAAGAAGGGAGGCUCAGGCUCAUGUCAGCACCGUGUAGAGGGACUGUCCCCUCCUGAGGAUGGUUGUAGGGAGUGUAGCAGCAUGUUACUUCCCACGCCCACUAGGGGUGGUGGUAAUGGGCAGGGCACCCGUGGGCUCAGCUUCUGCAGGAUGAACUGGAAGGAAGGGGAAGGGUGGGGGUCGGAAUACAGAGGGAAGGGAGAUGACCCUGGGCACCAGGGGUCACUCUAGGAUCGGACACAGCCCCUUUCUUGGGGACCCAGCAUGGCCCUCUUCCCCUUCUCCCCAGACCUAGACGUACAGUUGCCCCUGUCUGUCCUAGCCCUCUCUGAUUCCCGGCCCUACCAGCUGCCUGGGACCUCAGCCGACCCCCAGCACCUGCCCCCAGCCACUAAGCCCUGCCCCAUCCCUCUUGUCUGACCUGUCUGCGUGCACCCCCUCCUCUCCAUCCCACCCCCUAUGGGCACACCCAGCGUCCCCUGGUUUCCGAGACAUUCCAGAAUGUCCCACGCAGUUGGCACAAGGAGUGGGCCCCCCCCGGAAGAAACCUGGGACCACAGCUGGAGUCAGGGGUGGGGGUGAGACAGAGAGAAUGGAAUCCCCCUCAUUUCUCCUCAAGCAAGGAUCGAUAGUGAGCGAUGAUGUGAUUCUGGGCACCCCGGGCGCAGAGAACCCUGUUCCUCCUGCCGUCACUGCCCAGCCUUCCCCAGUAAUCGUGGCAUGCACCCUUUCCUCCCCCUGCCCCUCCCCCAGCAGGCUGGCAGCGUGGUGCCAGCGGCAUGACUGGAGGGGAGGAGAGACCACACCCAAGGUGGAGGCCGUGGCUGUGAAUGUGGAUGACACUUGUUUUCCCCGAUCCGUGGUGUUGCAGUCUGUCGUCACCAGCCUUGUUUUUAGUGUGUAUAUAUGUCGCCCCCGUGAUGCAUAUAUACACAGGUAUUAAAUAUAUCGCUCUAUAUAAUAUUAUAUAUGUGUGUGGUAUCCAAGGAAUCACUUCUAAUGAGGGCUAAAGAUAAAGAAUUUGGCCAGAAAAUGCAGCCAUCCUGGUGUAAUUAAGAGGGAUUUUUCAGAUGCAGGGACUUGGAGCUGUGGGUUGGAGGGGGUUUGGCAGUAGGGGCGGGAGCGGCCCUGCCUGGGCCCAGUUCCCAGAGCACUCCCGGCCUCACUGGGAGCAGUGGUGCUCCAGGAAAGGAAAUGAUUGGUGUUUGUCUCCCACCCAGACGAAUAGGAUCAGAGUCCAGAUUUUUCUUCUUCAGCCUGUUAUCCAUCCAGGGGCCAUUGAGAUCUGGGGCUCCCUGGCCUGGCCAGAGCUGGAUCCCCCACAGAGUUGGGCAGAGAGCAAGAGGCAGGGGGUGGGGGGACAGGAGUCCACUUUGAGUGAUGAGAGUGAUUAUUUCAGUCGUGACCCCGACUGGGAGGCUUGGAGAGUUGAAUCGGGGCCUGUGCCCCCUGCCAGCAGGCAGAGACUAGACUUCGAACAUGGCGGGGGCAGGCGCCCCCGAUGUGAGUGUCCCUUUGGGGUAGGGGAAAGAGGGAUGCUGCAUUUCUCAGCUGGGCAGUAAUCAAUUUAAUGGUCCUUUUAAAAUGUCUGUGUAUUAAAAAUUUAAGAAUACCACACUUUAAUAUUAAAUAUUCAUAAGGUCUAGUAUCUUGAUAAUAAUGUAGAUGUUUUAAUAACAAUUUUUGUCCUUCUUAAAAUAAAAUGAAAGAAACUUGAUUCUUUUAGCCUUUGUUCUAGAAAAUAAACGUGUGCACUUUGACCUCUUU
This is a messenger RNA of Mirounga angustirostris (Northern elephant seal), 6154 nucleotides long. It is a transcript of the gene ZC3H7B, whose product is annotated as zinc finger CCCH-type containing 7B. Gene Ontology annotation, molecular function: miRNA binding; metal ion binding; protein binding. Gene Ontology annotation, biological process: miRNA processing. The transcript is spliced from 24 exons. NCBI's taxonomy places the organism in Eukaryota, Metazoa, Chordata, Mammalia, Carnivora, Phocidae. The record is from RefSeq and is a predicted model, not a curated record. Bases 477 to 3467 code for a protein of 996 amino acids.